AAAAGUUCCGUUGAUAGUAUUUCCGGUUCCUCCCAACCGUCUAGCUGUCGUUAUUGAGGUAACCAUUAUUAGCAAAUGGGCAGCGCCCCGGCUCAACCUAUCGCUGUUGCGGAAGAUGACCUAUCGGUAACAUCCUUAAGUUUGCAAAAAAAAAAGCAGAUCUGCUGGUGAGAAGUUGGAAUGGAUGGCUGUGGUUCGCAUGUAAAGUAACGGCAAGUGGCAAGGCCAUGUUGCCAGGAGUUGGUGUUUUUGGCACCGGGAGCACAGCCCGAGUGCUGGUCCCACUGUUGCAAGCGGAGGGCUUUGAGGUCCAUGCACUUUGGGGACGAAGCGAGGAAGAAGCCUGCGGUCUGGCAAAGGAACUUAGUAUCCCGUUUCAUACCAGCCGAUCCGACGACGUCCUCCUCCACCAAGAUGUCGAUCUGGUUUGCAUCUAUAUUCCCCCCUCAAUGACGAGACAAAUUGCAGUCAAAGCAUUGGGUAUUGGUAAGAAUGUCGUGUGUGAGAAAGCUGCAACUGCUAUUGAUUCAUUCAAGAUGGUGACUGCCGCCAGAUAUUACCCCCAGCUGCUGAGCAUGAUGGGUAACACCCUGCGCUUCCUGCCAGCCUUUGUGGCAAUGCGCCAGCUGCUGGUAGAAGGAUACGUCGGUGAUAUCCAGGUGUGUGAUGUGCGGGUCUAUGGCCCGAGCCUCCUGGACCAGUCGUACGGCUGGACCAGCGAGGAGCUCAUGGGCGGGGGCGGGCUGCACAUAGUCGGCUCUACCAUCAUCGACCUGCUAAGUUACCUCACGGGCCAUAGAGCUCACCGUGUACAUGGUUUACUGCGGACCUUUGUGGAACAGAAUAACCUAAUCCGAGGCAUCCGCCGGGUCACCAGCGAUGACUUUUGUUUCUUCCAAAUGUUAAUGGGUGGAACCGGAUCCUCAGGGGUGUGCUGCACCGUGACCUUGAACUUCAACAUGCCGGGGUCUUUUGUGCACGAGGUUAUGGUAGUUGGAUCUGCUGGAAGGUUGGUUGUCAGGGGUACCGAACUGUAUGGCCAACGCAAUGAGAGUAAAUGUGAGGAGCUGCUGCUGGCUGACAUCAGUGGGGUUGGACCAGAGGUGAAAGAGAUGCCCCUCCCUCACCUGCAGGGGCUGAGCUCCAUGGUAAAGGCUUUAAGACAGUCCUUCCAGGCUCAUGAAGAGCGACGGUUAUGGUCACAAGGACCAGUUGCCUCAGCGCCGACCUUUGAGGACGGCUUGUAUGUGCAGACAGUGGUGGAGGCGGUGAAACGGUCCAGCAUCAGCGGGGAAUGGGUCUGUGUGGAAAUCAUGAGUCAGGAGCCGGAUCCCAACCACAACUUGUGUGAGGCCCUGCAAAGAAACAAAAAUUGAACCUUAACAUUUACUCAGUGCGAAAACUACAUGCGUGACAGGACGGGACUCUGAAUGUCUCUCUGUAAUUCAGCUGCUUUGGCCGUUUACAUCACACACGACUACUUUCUUUCACGUGUUUACUUCCUCUUAGGUUUUGCAGAUUAAUAUUUUAACCAAACAAACACAGCUGCUUUGUGCGUCGGUGCCUGGAGGAAAGUGAUUUGUUUGUACAGGAUUUGUAAACCACAGCCUUAUUAUUUGGAUUCUGACCAGCAGAAGUACACAUAGCCUAAGUCUACUAAACCUUGUGACCAAGAUGUAUAAAUAAUACUGUAGAUGCUCUUUUAAUCUGGCUCAUUUAAAACUUAGAAGUAAUGAAUGUAUUUUUCCAGCUUUGUAAUUUGUUUCAUUUGGCUUAAAAAGUGCUUUUCAUGACUUUAAUUUAAAUGGCCUCUGAUGGUUAAAUCAGGUCCGAUUAGAAAUAAUGACGCUGUGUGCAGUUUACAUUUAGUUUGUUUUAUUUUGAGUCUUGUAAUUGUUGGUAAAGUUAGUAAUUUAGUAGCAAAUGCUGUUAUAUUAGCCAAUAACUUAAUAACUUUGAAUAUUUUAAUGUAAUAAAGCCAAGACAUUACAAUUUACAAACAAUAUAAGUAUUUGAGCCAAUAACAUAACAUUCAGCCAACAAUGUGAAAAGAAAUAUUCCUCCAAACCUGAAAUCAUAAAUGUGGAUAUCUAAGCAAAUGAAACUGAACUGAGUAAACAAACAAAAGGUUAAAUUAGCUCUUAUAACAAUAACUGAGAGGGCAGCCUAGCUGGUAUCCUUAACAAAUACUUCAAUGAAUCUGAUUGAUCCUAUUUAUGUAUUAUAACAUUAUCAGCUGGAGUUAUUACUAUAUUUCGGUGUAAUGACCUAUUAUAUUAUUGACAGAAUGUUAUGUUAUUGACUCAAAAACGUAAGGAAAUCAUUGGCCAGUUUAUUUGGUGGCUUUAUUACAUUUGGAAUGGUGAAAGUCAUAAUAUUAUCAGUUGCUACAGGUAACAACACACUAUGGUAAAUAUACCAGGGACUUGAUAAAAUAAGCUAUGUAGAGAAUAGAAUAGUCACAUUUGUAGCAUUGUCCCCCUUAAAAGGACCAGUUCAGUUUGAAUGUUUCUGUUGAGCAGCAGACUUUAAAUGAGCUAAAGGAGUAGCAUCAAAAAUAUUUGGUUUCGUGCAUCGCGUUUUCAUUCUUUUAAGAGGAAUUUAAUCAAUUUAAAGUGCAAACUAUUUUUUGCAACAUGAACAAAAUGUGUUUUGGUAAUAAUUGUCAUUUUCUCCAAUGGCUCAGACACUGUCACGAAAAGCAUUCCAUUUAAAAUCUUUUUAUCCAUCAAAACUGAAUGAAAGUAUGGCGCACUAACAUUUACCAGCUGGCUGUUAGGUUUACGUGUUCACUGCUGCAAGGAAUUGUUUAAAUAAACAACAGAUGGAACUUUAAACAUGAAGCUUCUGAAUAUUUGACAACUAAGUUUAAAGAUACCACAUUUUGUUUACAUUAUUAUUUUUACAAAAAACAUAAAAAUACAAGAUUGCCCUUCAAAAUUAAAAUGUAGUCCGGAGUGUGAAGGUGCAAUCCACCACAUAAGAGCUACUUUUUGUUACAGUCAAUGCUCCAGUUUAAUUGGCAUCCUCAGUGCCGGUAAACCAGGAGGCAUUAUUAGCCAGUUGCUUUAUUAGCCAACAUGGAUAUUAAUAUACUUGUUACAUCUCAUUUUCUCAGCAGUGCUGUAGUUUACGUUACCUUUCUUUAGAAAACCCUUCUGCUUCUGACUGGAUCCAUCACCGCUAAAAUGCAUUCCAGAUGAUUUCUGUCACCUUGUCAGCAAAGUUUCUUUGUCCUUACACUGAUAAAAUGCCACCUAUUUACUAUACAGUUUAAUGCUUGCACCACCCAGCUUGCUGCAAAUGUGAUUUCAACAUUUAUAAGAGAGCUACAUUUUGUAUUUAUUUAUUUUUCCUGUAGAAAGUUUUUCAGCCUGUGAAUUUCUGUUUUGAUGCUGUAAUAUUUAUAUAUCGUUUGUGUGGUUGUUUUUUUUUGGGGGGGGUCUUGUUUUAACUAAUGUGGCAUUUUGGGCACUGAUAUGCUGCUUCAAAGUUGAUAAACUGAACUGUUAAACUGUGUGACAGAUAUUUUCCUUUUAAUAAAUACAAUUGUUUUAAUUUAAAGCUCA
This is a messenger RNA of Girardinichthys multiradiatus, 3569 nucleotides long. It is a transcript of the gene gfod2, whose product is annotated as glucose-fructose oxidoreductase domain containing 2. Bases 228 to 1376 code for a protein of 382 amino acids. Gene Ontology annotation, molecular function: nucleotide binding. The record is from RefSeq and is a predicted model, not a curated record. Lineage: Eukaryota; Metazoa; Chordata; Actinopteri; Cyprinodontiformes; Goodeidae. The transcript is spliced from 3 exons.